AUGAGGAGCAUGACACCUGAAAUCCGCGCCCUCGUCGACGACGCGUACAGGACAUUACCACCGGCGCCCACCACUUCUCGAGUGGGGUUGACGCGGUGUCGUGCUGAAGCGGGUGUAAACAUACGCGCUUAUCGAUACGUGCCCUGGCGCGAAUCGCAGAUCCCCGUAGACUUGAGGAUCUUCUGGCGGAUGCGGGACGGACCCCGCCCGACGUUUGCCACCGCAGAAGAGACAUGGAAGUUUGCCCAGCUUGCACGGCUCCAGAACGGAGCCUUCUGGGAAGCUUCGCGCUGGGCUCGGAGAGAACGGCAUUUGACGGGAGUGGGACGAUUCCAUGACUUGCGAUGCGUGAGGCGCGACGCGGCCCCGUUCUACAAGCGCUACAGGGCUUUGACUCACGCCUUGGAAGUUCUGGUUCUGAACGCCGUCGAGGUGGUGGCAGAUAGCGAGGAGGACGGUGUGGCGGAGAGCGAGGCGGAGAGCGAGGCGGAGGGCGAGGCGGAGAGCGAGGCGGAGAGCGAGGCGGAGAGUGAGGAGGAGAGCCAGGAAGCUAGUGAGGAGGAGAGCGGCGAGGAGAGCGAGGAGGAGAGCGGCGAGGAGAGCGGCGAGGAGAGCGCUGAAGAGGUCGGCGUUGACGAGGAUGAUGCGUAG
Messenger RNA from Peniophora sp. CBMAI 1063, 651 nucleotides. The record is from the annotation of a GenBank genome assembly. NCBI's taxonomy places the organism in Eukaryota, Fungi, Basidiomycota, Agaricomycetes, Russulales, Peniophoraceae.